Molecule: messenger RNA, 1411 nt
Organism: Sardina pilchardus (European sardine)
Lineage: Eukaryota; Metazoa; Chordata; Actinopteri; Clupeiformes; Clupeidae
Product: regulating synaptic membrane exocytosis protein 1-like
Exons: 5
Coding region: 161-1411 (416 amino acids)
Biological process (GO): intracellular protein transport; positive regulation of synaptic transmission; regulation of synaptic plasticity
Cellular component (GO): cytoskeleton of presynaptic active zone; presynaptic membrane
Molecular function (GO): transmembrane transporter binding; small GTPase binding
Source: RefSeq, a predicted model, not a curated record
GACCAGACACAUAAGCACAAAUCGUGGGUGCCAUGCCAGCGACCAUGAGAGGUUUGCACUAUUCCCAAGAAGCGCCGCUACAUCCGCGGAUCAUGUCGUGAGGUGUGGCCGCCGACGCUUCGGAUACUGCCAGUAGACACUCCGAGGAGGGCAAACGAAAAUGUCCGCCUCAGUGGGGCCCCAGGGCGGCCCUCGCCCACCCACCGCGCCCGCACAAUCCAUGCCGGAUAUGCCGGACCUAAGUCACCUCACGGAGGAGGAGAGGGAAAUCAUCAUGGCAGUGAUGGUUCGGCAAAAGGAGGAAGAGGAUAAGGAACAAGCCAUGUUAAAGACGCUGCACCAGCAGUUCGAGAGCUACAAGGAGCAGGUGCGGCGCAUCGGUUCCGACACCCAGCGCCGACGGCAACAGCAGCAGCAGCAGGCGGCUCCGGCGACGCCCGCCACCACCACCGCCACCACCGCCGCCCCCAUCGCCGUCACGGGCGCCAAGGACGACGCGCCCACCUGCGGCAUCUGCCGCAAGACCAAGUUCGCCGACGGCUGCGGGCACCUGUGCUCCUACUGCCGCACCAAGUUCUGCGCCCGGUGCGGGGGCCGCGUGUCGCUGCGCUCCAACAACGUAAUGUGGGUAUGUAACCUCUGCCGGAAGGAGCAGGAGAUCCUCAUCAAGUCGGGAGAAUGGUUUUCGGGGCCGGAGGGGCGUUCGGCCAGCCCAGGGGGGCCCCUGAGCGCCGGGGCCGGUGAGGGGGGUGCGCCGCAGCUGCGGGACAAGCGUCUCCAGCGCACGCGCUCGCAGGCGCCACCGUCCACCGACGGGCAGCACGCGGCCGGCGUCGCCAUCGGCGACCGCACGCGAGGCGCCGACACGAUGCCCGCCUCGCGCUCGAGAAGCGAACCGCCGCGAGAAAAGAAGCGACCGGUGUCCCUCCACGAGCAGAACGGAAAGGUGAUUGGCCGAGGAGAACGGAGGCGGGUCCCCGGGAAGCAGUCGUCCGAGGAGCGUCCCCCGGGAGACAGGCGGCGCCUGGAGAAAGCCCACAGCCAGGAGGAGGAGCCCGGCGGGUUGGACGGGACCGGCGGACAGCCGCCGCCGCCGUCGUCGUCGUCGGACCCGCGGAGGCGCUCGGCCCAGGACGAGGAGGCCGAGCGGCAGCGGCAGCGCGAGGAGGAGUUCCAGACGCGUUACCGCAGCGACCCCAACCUGGCGCGCUACCCGGUCAAGCCGCAGAAGGAGGAGCAGGAGAUGCGCAUGCACGCCAAGGUGUCCAAGGCGCGGCACGAGCGCCACCACAGCGACAUGGCCCUCAACGAGAGAGGGGGGGCCUCGCUCCGCCCGGAGAGGCGGCGGCGGCCCCGGUAUGGACGAUCGCAAGAUGCUCAUGGACAACCACCGGGCGUACUCGGUGGAUAG